AGAUUACACCGAGCGGCCUAUUGUCCUAUUGUCCCAAAAAUUUUACUCUAGGAUAUAAUUAUUUGAAUUAUGUGCAAUGAUGCAAAAAAUAAUUUUCCAACCAUUACAAAAAUUUUUUAUGCAUAAUGCGUAAAGUUGUCCUGUUCGCGACCGAUUUAGCUCAACAGAUCUGCAUCACACACACACACACAACUCAAUGCAUUAUCAUUUAUUGCUAUGACAAUAGAUCAAUUGCUUUCCAGACUCGAGACGAAACGAUUUUCUGA
Messenger RNA from Caenorhabditis elegans, 266 nucleotides. RefSeq lists its product as uncharacterized. Lineage: Eukaryota; Metazoa; Nematoda; Chromadorea; Rhabditida; Rhabditidae. Bases 126 to 266 code for a protein of 46 amino acids. The transcript has 2 exons. The record is from RefSeq and is marked reviewed.